Molecule: messenger RNA, 1496 nt
Organism: Cannabis sativa
Lineage: Eukaryota; Viridiplantae; Streptophyta; Magnoliopsida; Rosales; Cannabaceae
Exons: 12
Coding region: 19-1284 (421 amino acids)
Cellular component (GO): chloroplast
Molecular function (GO): catalytic activity
Source: RefSeq, a predicted model, not a curated record
AAUAAUCAUUAUUAUAAAAUGAAAAAGUUUAUAGUUAAAGCCGUUGGCUCUUUCACUUCCCACCUCGGAAUCUCUAAAGCUCUUACAGCCACAACAACCAGAGAAACAAUGGCUGUGGCUUGGCCUCUUCUUCCUCCUCCUCUCAAUUCUUCCUCCAGUUCUCCAAUUACGAUCCGACCCACCUCCACAACUUCAAAACCCCAACUGCUAUUCACGAAUCGCACACAAAGUAGUAAAAGUAAACGAGGAACCGUGCUCAUAACCAACGCCACGCCCAACAAAAACGACAAUGAUAACGAUAAAGACUCCGAUUCACCGGCUUUCAACCCUUUUGGAUUCGUUACCGAUAAUCCCUCGAGUCGAAGUGCCAUUCAGAUCGAGGAGAGCCCAGCAGAGGCUGGCAAUGUCGGCCAAAUGCUCUAUAGGACAGAAUAUAAAGGGAAGGAAUAUGGUUCCACAAUCAAAUCUGGAAAAUUGAGAUGGUUUGUCAGAGAAACAGGGUCGGUUGAUAGCCGAAGAGGAACUAUUGUCUUCCUUCAUGGGGCUCCAACACAGUCCUUUAGCUACAGAAAUGUCAUGUCUCAGUUGUCAGAUCUUGGAUUUCAUUGCUUUGCACCUGAUUGGAUAGGAUUUGGUUUCAGUGAUAAGCCACAGCCGGGUUAUGGAUUUGAUUACACAGAGAAAGAGUUCCAUGAUGGACUUGACAAUUUGCUUGAUGUACUUGGUGUCAAAUCUCCUUUCUAUCUAGUUGUUCAGGGGUUUCUUGUUGGUUCAUAUGGAUUGACAUGGGCCUUGAAAAAUCCAAGCAGAAUAUCAAAGCUGGCGAUUUUGAAUAGUCCAUUGACUGCUUCAUCUCCCGUUCCAGGAUUGUUCCAGCAACUAAGAAUCCCCUUCUUUGGUGAGUUUACUUGCCAGAAUGCUAUUAUGGCGGAGCGCUUUAUUGAAGCAGGUAGCGCAUAUGUCUUAAAGCUGGAAAAGGCUGAUGUCUAUCGGUUACCAUACUUGUCAAGUGGUGGACCUGGUUUUGCUUUGCUUGAAGCUGCAAGGAAAGUUAAUUUCAAAAGUAUCUUAACCCAAAUAGAAGACGGUUUCGCAUCUGAAAGAUGGGAUGCACCAAUAUUAGUUGCAUGGGGAUUAUCAGACAAGUAUCUGCCUCAAUCUAUUGCAGAAGAAUUUCAGAAAAGAAACCCUUCUGUCAAACUUAAGUUGAUAGAAGGUGCAGGGCACAUGCCUCAGGAGGACUGGCCCGAGAAAAUUGUUGAUGCUCUAAGAGCAUUUUUCUGAAGGUCAACACAUAAGAAGUUUGCUUCUUCUGAAAAGGCAUGGGACAACAAUUGAAAGUUGGAUCACUCUGCUAACUUGAAUCUAUUAUGCUUUGUCUUCUUGUAAUUAGUACGUGUAUAUAAUGCCUUUUAAUAUACAUUCAGAAAAUGCAGUGAAAGACAAAAGUUUACCGUAUUUGUCUUUAUAUUAUUCAAGCAACAAGUGUUCAUACA